AUGCUUGCUGCUCUAUAUUCAGGUUCCGAAAAGAAAUAUCCUUUCAUAAAAGUAAGCGGAACAACUAAUGCGUUGAACAAAGCCAAGCAAGAGUUAAAGUCUGGUGGUUUCACUUAUGGAAAUGGGCCUAUCCAGGUUGGCAAUCUCUACGAAGCGAACAUUGACGCUGAAGUGAAAUUUAUGGCCCAUAGCGGUAUAGUCGGGUGUGGAUGGGUGGAAAUUCCAAUUGGUAAAGGAAAAAUACAUCAGGCCAAAUCAAAUACUUCGAGAUGUCAGCUUGAAGUUGAAGUGAAACUUGAGGACCUUGUCGUGCAUGAUCCAGAGGGUGAAUGGGCAGAUGUGGCACCUAUACGCACCCUUUCACUCGAUAUUGAAUGCAUGGGUCGGCGCGGAAUCUUCCCUGAUGCUAGCGAAGAUCCUGUCAUCCAGAUUGCUAAUAUGGUCAAGGUGAGCCUUUUAGCAAUUGUGACCAUCCAUACUCGGGUGGAAGGCGAAUCUGAACCGUUCAUACGAAAUUGUUUCGUCUUGGGAACAUGUGCUCCUGUCAUUGGUUCUGAAAUCAUUGAGUGUAAAAAUGAAGAGGAUUUGUUAGAGAAGUCAGGCUGUUCAUCUUACUAUUUCUUCUCUAAGUGGGCGGAAUUCGUGCGUACAGUGGACCCGGAUAUCAUCACCGGUUACAACAUUCUCAAUUUUGAUUUACCGUAUAUUUUGGAUCGCGCAAAGGUUCUGAAGCUACCAUCAGUAGCGCUGUUGGGAAGACAGCGCGAUCGCGCAUCAGGCGUUCGUGAUGCCGCGAUUUCUUCAAAGCAGAUGGGAAGUCGCGUCAACAAAAGCAUUGAUAUACAUGGAAGGAUCAUCUUUGAUGUUCUGCAGGCAUGCUCAUCUUUUGCUUAUUUUUUCCCGCCAAAAUUCAUGGGAAUUUUUUAA
Messenger RNA from Strongylus vulgaris, 927 nucleotides. NCBI's taxonomy places the organism in Eukaryota, Metazoa, Nematoda, Chromadorea, Rhabditida, Strongylidae. The record is from the annotation of a GenBank genome assembly.